This is a messenger RNA of Leptomonas pyrrhocoris, 2046 nucleotides long. RefSeq lists its product as hypothetical. NCBI's taxonomy places the organism in Eukaryota, Euglenozoa, Kinetoplastea, Trypanosomatida, Trypanosomatidae. Gene Ontology annotation, biological process: protein K48-linked deubiquitination. The record is from RefSeq and is a predicted model, not a curated record. Gene Ontology annotation, molecular function: K48-linked deubiquitinase activity; cysteine-type deubiquitinase activity. The transcript has a single exon. The coding region runs from base 1 to 2046 and encodes 681 amino acids.
AUGCCACCAAAGAAGCUGAAGGAUCUUUCAGAUGCUCCGGUCUACACGAUGAUCCACGAGGAUCAGGUACAGUUGCUGUCGGAUGCGCUGUUGCGGGAGUACAUGCAUCGCCGCGGCUUUCGUGCCACGCUAAAAGCCUUCGACGAGGAGCACCCACGCGACGACAACACGAUUUCUUCUCGAGCGGUCAUGUCUGAUCUCAUGGCACUGCAACCAGAUGAUCAGCAGCGCAUGAAGGGAGAGGGAAUUGAGACGAUCAUGGAGAUGCUGUGCAACUUGCGGGUGGAGCGCCGCGUGGAGGUGGAGAAGCUGACGGCGGAGGCAGCGGCCCCGUUGCCGAAGGUGCCGGCUAAGUAUGGCGCGUUGGAGGCGAAAUUGGCCGAGCGUGCGGCGCGCAAGGAGAGAAAGCAGAAGCACAAAGGUGUGAAGAAGAUGUCGGCGCUGGAUGAGCCCACGAGCGGUGCGGGUGGUGAGCGCGCGAAGAAGAGUAAAGCCCACGCACGACUGCCAGAGGAAGUGGCAGAGGCGGGCAUGACGAUAGACGACCUCCUCAGCAACGCACGCAGCAGCAGCGAAAGCGCAUCGUCUGGGAAUGACGAGACAGACUCAGAGGAGGAAGACACCCACCAGCCCCACGGUUUAGCGAAGAAGACUUCGACACCCGCGAAAAAAGAUCGCAAGAGUUCAGGCUCCAACGCCAGUCCGCCGACCUCAUCGCCGUCAGCGGCGCCUGCUGCCGCCAACACCACCACCACCACCACCAAGCCCGCAGGUGCACCGGUGCAGCCGGCUUGGAUGGAGCUGGAGAAUAAAGCGACAGCGAAGAGUGGUGCGGGGCGCAGCGGGUCAGCGGACAGCAGCGACAAUGGCAACGCAGCCGCCGCCAGCAGCGAUGACGACGAGAGUGUUGAUGCGAACACCCUAGGCGGCGACCCACUGCCCAACGAGCUCCGUGGAGAGCUGAGUGCGGCCUUCCAGCUUCUCUGCGGCUUCGACGGCGGCCUCACGCGUGCUUUUCUCGAGCAGGGCUUCACCUUCGAUGAGGACUUGGACUGCGCCCUCAUUCAGUGGCGACCCGGCGGCUGCGACGCAGUGGUGGCCUCUGUGCAGGCCUUCGUCGCGGCCUUUUUCUAUGAAAAGGAGGUCUACGUGAAGAAGGAGCAGCGGCAGCGAGAUUGUUUGCUGCGUGCCGUGAGCACGGUGUUGGAGCAGGCGCAGCCGAACGCCGCUAAGGUGGUGCUGCUCGACGGGGACUGGAAGUUGCAGGGCGGGCAGCCCCGCUUUACCCGUGGUACGCUCCGCCAGCAGGCAAGUUUGACCCGCACGCGCUGCUGGACGCAGCUGAAGAGCUUUGAGGAAGUGAGGGAGGUGCUUCGUGGGACCUUGUUAGACGAGGACCGCUGGAUGAAGCCGCGCGGCAGCGGGCUGCUGAGCUUCGUCUUCUCUCUGCUUUUGUCUCGUGGCGUGGAUGUCGUGCAGAAGGAGCUGACGGCGGCGAUGAAUCAUGAGGAGCGCCCCUCUCUGCUUUCCACCUCCACGGAUGGCCACGCAACUGUUGCGCUGGCUAACCUUAUCUUGUCGGGGCGGGCGUCCUCCUUCUGCCAUAACGGAAUGCAGAACGGAAACCAAAUGGGGUACUCCGCCAAGCUCAAGUGUGGAAUGUUACUCGGCGACACUCCCUCUACGGAUGCAGAUGCGUCGCUUCCCUCAACCACCUACACCUACGCGAUGGACCCUAUCUUCCCUAGUUGGGUGCUGCGGCACAGGAACCACUACGCCAACCUGUACAUGACCAAGGACACGCGACAGGUCUUUCAGCAGAAGCUGAACCUGGGCGGGAGCGCCGCGCAGGACUUAGUCUUCUGGGACGCCGCGACGGAGGAUGGCUGCUACAUCUUGUCUGUGACGGUUCGCAGCAUCACCCUUGGCGGCGUCGGUGGUGGAGUGCGCAACGCAAAAUCGUUCGUGAACACCGCCAUCACGUCCGUGCCGGUCUGGUCCUCCGCAGAGGUGAACUGGAAUGGCGAAGCCCCGCUGCGCGAUUGA